CACAACUCCAAACCAAGUUCCAUUUUGUCCUCCAAACCCCAACAUUCUUUCUCUUGUGCAUUUUUUAUGGCAAAUUUUGUGCACAUUUGCUCUCUUCUCAUUCUUUUGCUUGUUCUUGAUGCCACCACACAAACCCUUUGCCAUUCCAAAGGCUUGAAACCAAAAAGAAACACAUGGAAGCAAUUGGGGGUAAAUUUGACACAAACCCAACAAUCGGAACAACAAUUCAUGAAAUGGGUCAAUUUCGUCGGGAGUUUAAAGCAUUCCCUUUUCUCGACCGCCAAGAACAAGCUUUUUCCGUCGUUUACGCUCACUGUCGACAAGAAUCCGGCCACCGGAGACUUUACGACCAUUCAACAAGCUAUUGAUUCGCUCCCUUUUGUGAAUCUUGUUAGAGUUGUCAUCAAGGUUCAUGCCGGAGUCUACAAGGAGAAGGUAAACAUACCGCCAUUGAAAUCGUUCGUAACAAUAGAAGGUGCAGGUGCUCUGAAAACAAUCGUGCAAUGGGGGGAUACUGCUCAAACCAUCGGUUCAAAAGGUCGGCCCAUCGGCACCUUUGGUUCAGCCACUUUUGCGGUCAAUUCCCCCUAUUUCAUUGCCAAAAACAUCACGUUUCAGAACACAACACCGGUUCCGCCACCGGGAGCGGUAGGGAAGCAAGCGGUGGCAUUUAGAAUAUCGGCGGACACAGCAGCGUUUGUCGGGUGUCGAUUUUUGGGUGCACAAGAUACGCUUUAUGAUCAUUUGGGUCGACAUUAUUACAAGGAGUGUUAUAUCGAAGGCUCGGUGGACUUCAUUUUUGGCAACGGUCUCUCUCUUUUCGAGGGGUGUCACGUGCAUGCAAUAGCACCAGUAACAGGGGCAGUAACAGCUCAAGGAAGGAGCAGUUUACUAGAAGACACAGGGUUUUCCUUCUUGAGAUGUAAAGUUACCGGGUCGGGUGCACUUUAUCUCGGGCGAGCAUGGGGUCCUUUCUCCACUGUCGUCUUUGCCUAUACUUAUAUGGACAAUAUCAUCAUUCCUAAAGGAUGGUACAAUUGGGGCGACCCGAAUCGUGAAAUGACUGUAUAUUAUGGACAAUACAAAUGUAGUGGACCAGGGGCAACAUUUGCAGGAAGAGUUUCAUGGUCAAGAGAACUCACAUAUGAAGAAGCUAAGCCUUUUCUUUCCCUUAGCUUCAUUGAUGGGUCUGAAUGGAUUAAGCUAUAACCAUUUUCAUCAUCUUUUUUUUGUGUAUAUUUUGUCAAUAAUCUUCUUCUUUUUUCACUUUAUAAAGUAAUAUUUGUGUUGAGGAGGGUUGAUGAUUCAGACACCAUAUCGACCGUUACUUUAGAGUAAUAUUUGUGUCGAUUUUAUGAUGUUAGAUCUUGUAACUUUUUUCACAGAUCUAAAGUUUAUCUGAAACAUAACGAAUGUGAAAGGAUUUGGGCCCUUAGAUCUC
Cynara cardunculus var. scolymus (artichoke) is the source of this 1441-nucleotide messenger RNA. RefSeq names its product probable pectinesterase 53. The record is from RefSeq and is a predicted model, not a curated record. Bases 67 to 1209 code for a protein of 380 amino acids. The transcript has 5 exons. Lineage: Eukaryota; Viridiplantae; Streptophyta; Magnoliopsida; Asterales; Asteraceae. Gene Ontology annotation, biological process: cell wall modification. Gene Ontology annotation, molecular function: pectinesterase activity.